Messenger RNA from Rhinichthys klamathensis goyatoka, 1298 nucleotides. RefSeq names its product centriolar coiled-coil protein of 110 kDa. Gene Ontology annotation, biological process: centrosome duplication; centriole replication; regulation of cytokinesis. The coding region runs from base 1 to 1203 and encodes 400 amino acids. Gene Ontology annotation, cellular component: centriole. Lineage: Eukaryota; Metazoa; Chordata; Actinopteri; Cypriniformes; Leuciscidae. The transcript has 9 exons. The record is from RefSeq and is a predicted model, not a curated record.
AUGGAGAGCCUGGUGUCUGACGAGUCCAGUGACGGCUCUGACCCAGAGUCACCUGACUCCACCCUGGCCUCUCUCUCUCUCAGUCUGACGGGCUCGUACGCCCAGUUACCCUGUCCUCAGCCGAGCCGUAGCCCUGACACACACCGAGCUCGGAGACCGCGAACACACACCGCCGGAAACAUCCUCAUCUCUCGACCCGUCAGCGAGUGUGAGCUCAGAGCGAGUGCAUCUGAAUAUCAGUCUGAAAGUGGGGAGAAUAAACCGUGUUUAAUGGAGAGAUCCGGUUCUACAGCGGCGUCUCCUGCCCCCUCUGGUGCCGAACGGAACUGCAGCGGCUCAGAGGCCAGUGACGGACAGCUGUCAAUCAUCACCUCCACACCCAGCAGUCUCAGGUCAGAUGCAGCACGAGCCGGACCGGCCCGACGUUCACCUCCAGCGCCGCUCAACCGCUCCUAUGAUGUGGAAAACCCCUCGCCAUCUCUGAACAGACCUCAGAUCAGUGUGACUGACCAGACUGCAGUUGAGCAGCAGAUUCAUGCUUUAAAGCGUUUAGAGAGAGAACAAACUCAUCAGAUCUCUGAGCUCCUCGCAGCACAGGAGAGACAAACACAGGAGCUCCAGAGGAAGCUGAAGGAACAGAGCAGGAAGAGCAUGAUGUCAUCAGCUCCUCAGAUCAACACGAGACAGGAUGUGUGUGUGGAGCCGACGAAGCCUCUCUGUCGUCUUACCGCCGUGGCUCGAGGGUUUCUUACACGCAGGCUUUUACACACGGAGAAAAUCUCACACCUGCGUAAAACAGUACAGGACUCCAGAGCGUUCAUCCACCAGCUGAAGACCAUCUCCGUCUCCCAUCAGGACCUGACGCUGCAGCAGCGAGUCACAGCGCAGCUGCGGUCAGCGCUGCAGGACGUCCAUCAGAUCUUCUUCAUCUGGCCUUUGAGAGACAGACUUCAUCUAAUGCAGCAGGACAGAGAGAGACGCAGAGAGAGGACGCUCAGAGAGAUGAAGACCGACAGUGCUGGAAACACACGGACUCUGUCCUCGGCCACUCAGAAGACGCUGGACAGGAAAGGUCAAAGGAUCCUGCAGUCUCGUCUCAGGCCGAACACGAGCUGCUCCCCUCAGAGUGCGCUGAAGAAGAGAGACGGGUGUGUGGGAGCGAGACAGCACUCACUGCAGAGGAAGUAUCUGUCUCUGGGAUAAACACACACACACACACACGGAUGAUCACUGAUACUCGUCUUCACAUCACUGUAAUCGUUCACUUCACAUGGCUAAACUGCUUCAAAAGUUCACUG